Caenorhabditis angaria is the source of this 1255-nucleotide messenger RNA. The record is from the annotation of a GenBank genome assembly. NCBI's taxonomy places the organism in Eukaryota, Metazoa, Nematoda, Chromadorea, Rhabditida, Rhabditidae.
AUGAAAACUUUGAUUCUAUUUUUUCUAUUAUUUCUGGUGAUUUUCACUGAAUCAAAAUAUCAAUGUAAAAACUUACAAGGAAAAUCAGUGGAUUGGUGAGCAAAAAAACUGAUAAGACUUUUGAUAUCGAUUAGGGCUUAUCUUCAGGUUUGUCGUCUACAAGCUGCCAAAAUUAUCUGGUUCCACGAAUGGCAAAAAUUUUGUGUAUUUCGAUUCGGAGCAAACAGCGUGGCAAUCUGGAAAUGAUAUAAAUGAUCCAAAAUCUGGUGUAGGCGCUACAAUUUCGCAAAUAUAUUAUUCGAAAAAAGAUGAUUUUCAUAUAAUGUAUAGUGAUGAUGAUCCAAUUGGAGGACCCGAUUCUUAUCGUGGACAUGCUAAAGGUAUAAAAAUCAAGUUCGCAACUUUCCUUAAUCUUAAAUUAACAAUUCAAAAUAAAAUUUUCCCAGGUGUUUCGUUAUUUGAUUCAACAACUGGUUUUUGGAUCAUUCACAGUGUUCCAAAUUUUCCAUCUUCAAAAAGUUAUGCGUAUCCAACAACCGCUGAAAAAUACGGUCAAUCAUUUUUAUGUGUUUCAAUGGAAGUCAGUCAUUUAUCAACUUUGGCUGAUCAUUGGAGAUAUAUUCAAGCCUCACCAUAUUCUUCAAAUGCUCCAGAUAAAUUUUUAACAAGAUUUCCAACUUUGAAAAAUGUGAUUGCAAAACAAUCUUUACCAAGAUCAGCCACACAAUUUUGGACAUCGAAAACAAUAAAAACAAUAAAUGGCCAUACUUUGAUGAGUUAUGCAAAACAUCGCAAAUUUAAUGGGGAUAUUUGGAAUGAUAUAAUAUCGAAAGAAAAUGGAAUAACAUUGGCUGUUGAAAGUUGGUUGAAUGGAAAUGCUGAUGAUUUGCAUACAACUUGCACUAAAACAAGUCAAACACAUGAUAUUAUUGAGAUGAGAGUUAUGGGAGAGAAUUUCAAAUCUUCGAAAGAUCAUUCGAAGUUUGCUGUUUCGAGUUCGAAUAACAAUCCGAUUGUUUGUUUUGGAGAUCUUAAUCGACAGGUAAACCAGAAUUUUUGAAUUGAAAAACGGACCUAACCCCGUUUCUUCCAGAAAUCCCAACUUUCCCGCGGCGGUGGUGCACUUUGUCUUCAACAUCGAAAUCUUUGGGAAAUUUAUCAUAAUUCUGUUGUACAAGUUGAACCAUGUAAAGGAUCCACUCAUUUUUCGUUUGAAACAAUUUUAUUAGCGCUUUUUGUCAUUUUUAGUAUAUGA